CCCGCCGCCCUGCCCCGCCCGCCCGCCUGCCCGCUGCCCGACGCUGUGUGGGUGUCGGGCUGGCUGUGCGCAGAGGGGCGCGGCUCGCCGCUCCCACCUCCUCCGCGUCCCCAUCUCAGCAAUGACCCGGGCCGUGGCGCCACCGAGCUGAGACCGGGGAGCCGCGCCGCCGCCGAGGAGGGCCCAAGAGGGUGACGGUGGAACGAGCGGCGGCGCGGGGACCGCGACGGAGGGACGGGCGGGGCUGCUGUUCCUGCUGCAGGGCAGGGCAGGGCAGGGCAGGGCCCCGGAGACCGCCGGCGGCUGUUUGCCCGCGGAUCGAGGGCGCGGGUCCGUUCUGCCCGGCCCCGCCGGUGCGCCCCGCCCCUGCACGCACAGCAGGCCCAGGCGAAGCGGCUGGGACGCCCCAGCCCAGCCGGAGCGCCACGGCAUCCGAGCGGGAGCCGGAGCCCGAGCGGGACCGGAGCUGGAGCCGAAGCUGGAGCCGGCACUGCGGCGCACGGAGCGGAGCGCCGCAGCCAAGCCGAGCGAGUAGAGGGGCCUCCCCCCUCCAAGAAGUCAGAGCUGUGCUCGUGGGCAGGCUGGCUCCGCUGUUCUGCUCCAAGGAUUACAUGUCCUUCAAACGCCCUUGCCCCUUAGCACGAUACAACCGUACCAGCUAUUUCUACCCUACCACGUUCUCCGAGAGCUCUGAGCACAGCCACCUGCUGGUGUCUCCGGUGCUGGUGGCGAGCGCUGUCAUAGGUGUGGUCAUCACUCUCUCCUGCAUCACCAUCAUUGUGGGAAGCAUCAGAAGGGACAGACAGGCCCGGAUCCAGCGACACCACCAUCGUCACCGCCGCCAUCAUCACCAUCACCGCCACCGCAGGCGCCGACACCGAGAAUACGUCGCAGGGGUGACAUCCAUGAGAGCAGGACCCGUGUGUGGUCCACCCCACCUGCAGCCCAGAGGAGGUUUUUCAGAGGCUAUGGAAGGACUGACCUUCACGAGUCUUUGUGCAUCUGGAGGACACACACACAGCCGUUCUAGCCCCAGGAUGCCCUAUGCCUGCAGCCCUGCUGAGGACUGGCCACCGCCCUUGGACGUCAGCUCCGAGGGGGAUGUGGAUGUCACAGUGCUCUGGGAGCUGUACCCAGAUUCUCCACCAGGCUAUGAGGAAUGCAUGGGACCAGGGGCCACUCAGCUGUAUGUCCCCACGGAUGCACCACCGCCCUACUCCAUGACUGACUCCUGUCCCAGGCUGAAUGGCGCCCUUGACUCAGACAGCGGCCAGAGCCGCAGCCACCGUCAGCAAGAGCAGAGGACCCAGGGUCAGAGCAGACUCCACACUGUCUCCAUGGACACACUGCCACCUUAUGAAGCUGUGUGUGGGACAGGCUCUCCAUCUGACCUGCUGCCAUUGCCAGGACCAGAACCAUGGCCAAGUAACUCCCAGGGCUCACCCAUCCCAACCCAGGCUCCGAUGCCCAGCCCUGAAAGGAUUGUGUGAGUGGCCAAGCUCAUAAAUUCCGCUGGUCUUUCCAGGCUACCCUCUCUCCUCCAGGCAUACAGGUGCACACACAACCCAUGCACAUGCAUAUAUAUGACUAUCAAUAUAUACUGACAUAUCCCCAAGUGCUUACACUGACACAACCCACACAUAUGUAGACACCUGCAUAUGCACAUGUCCCACUACUACACAAACUCACCUGGGAAGGUUUUCUUUGGAUGAGGUGUUCCCUACAUGGUAUCUCUUCCUCCCCAGCCUGGUGCCUGGUGGCCGUGCCUCUCUGAACAGUGCUGGGCAGAGGUGAGAUAGGAAACCCAAUUUUCUAUCCUCUCCCCAGCCUCCUCUAGGCUAUGGCCACAAUCUGAUUCUCCUGCAGAGACUGCUUGGUCAGCUUCCUGCCAUAACUCCUACCCCAGGGCUUAUCCUAUUGGGAGCUGAGACAGGUCCCAAUAAGGUCCCACUGUGCACUGUGCCUAUCUCUCAACUCCAGGGCUGAAGAGCCACAAUGUCACCGUCCUGCCACUUCCGAGGUGGGAGAGAAACAGGUCUGGUGGCUUAGGCAUGACCUGGAGGUCCUCACAGCCCAUUUAGCCUGUCUCGAUGUCCUUAGUGUGGCGGUGCUAGUGGGGUUAGCUCAGACACCCACCCUAAGUUUCAGGGGGAGACAGGCCCUUGGGCCUGUAUCGUGGAGGAACAACACAGUUCUUCUAAUGUCUGUGCCAGGAUUGAGAGCUCAAGAGAAACAAGGUGUGGGCAGCCCCAUACACACAUAAUGCUUCCUAGACAUCACUCAGAGGAGGCACAGAAGAGUCCACUGCUCAGUAAGUGCCCAGCCAGCUCUGGUGACCUGGGUGUAAGAGGUCUCAGACCAACCAAAGAGCCAGCGCUGUCAUCCAGGGUGGUAACUCCCAGCUGGGGACUGGGCUGAUGAAGUCUGGCCUUGCCUCUCUGGGAUAUACACAGAGACAACACACACACAUGUACCCCACAAAAAAAAAAAAAAAAAAAAAAAAGCAAAAAAAAAACAAAAAAAACUUCAUGUCACUAUGAGACCAGUGUCUGCUGCCAACAUCCCAUCACGGAAGCAGGUGUGUGGAGGCAGCCAGUUGGAGAUAGGCUCAGAUAUUAGCCUUUGAGCUCCAGCGAUGUGAUCUCCAUCGAAGACUAUAUAAGGUGACGAGGCCAUCUUUGAAGACCCGGCUUGCCAAAGCUAAGCACCUUUGAGGAGGAUCCUGUCAGCACUGCCGCUGGCAGGGAGUGAGACCUCCUGCCUCCCGGACUCCUACCUUCUGACGGUCAUCCCAGAAGAGCAGACCCAUCCCCACUGAACCCCUUCCCACAUUCAACUCCUCCAAUGAAGGGCUAAGAAAAUUCAUCAAUCCCUUUCCUAAGCAGAGGGGUAGCAAGGAUUUUUAUUUUCUAUAGAGAAAGCAUUUAUUCUGAUGCAGAGCCGAAAGGGCCCAACCACCAGUUCUGUAGCAUCUAGGCGGCAGCGGCUGCAGGCUGCGGGCAGCACCCUAGAGUCCCAGGCCUGGGGGAGGGAGCCUUGUUUACAAGCCCUUUUGCCCACCUUUGUGGCGUUCUGCUUUCUAGGCAAAGAUGUCUGUCUGUGGUACUGUCCAGCCUUUAAAACACACCCCGGGGAUGAGACUCUUUUUAAGAAAGGCAGUCUGUUUCUAGAGCUCUGGAAAGUGGUGGGGGCAGAAAAACAUCCCCGCCUAUUCACCACGUCGGAGGGAUCUGCGGAACAGCUUUUCUCCUUCCUAGGUUAGGCUGAAUAAGCAGCAAUGUAUCUUUUCUGUACUCAAAAUAAAUGCUCAUUAUCAACAAA
Molecule: messenger RNA, 3321 nt
Organism: Mus musculus (house mouse)
Lineage: Eukaryota; Metazoa; Chordata; Mammalia; Rodentia; Muridae
Gene: Bean1
Product: brain expressed, associated with Nedd4, 1
Exons: 6
Coding region: 612-1490 (292 amino acids)
Cellular component (GO): membrane
Source: RefSeq, a predicted model, not a curated record